This is a messenger RNA of Salvelinus fontinalis (brook trout), 4688 nucleotides long. RefSeq names its product lysine-specific demethylase 2B-like. The coding region runs from base 767 to 3100 and encodes 777 amino acids. The transcript is spliced from 10 exons. Lineage: Eukaryota; Metazoa; Chordata; Actinopteri; Salmoniformes; Salmonidae. Gene Ontology annotation, molecular function: DNA binding; transcription coregulator activity; zinc ion binding. The record is from RefSeq and is a predicted model, not a curated record. Gene Ontology annotation, biological process: regulation of transcription by RNA polymerase II; protein demethylation.
AUUGUAAUAUUCCAUUUCAUUUGUUCAUAUGCACAGAUGCAAGAAAUGAAUUGAACAACAACAAAAUAAGGUUAUUGACAUUAUUAGAACAGACUUACAGUAUAACGUUGAUGAUGACACACUUUUGUGAAAUUGGCAAUACUUUUGCAGCAAUUCAUUUAAUUAUUCCAAAGAAAGUACUCAAUGUCCUACAUUAGUACUUACUGGAACACCAAGAAAUCACGAGAUAGUCAGAGGAGCAAAUGGCCUAUCCGUAGACAUUAAGAAAGAGCAAUCAAACCCAGAGCAGCUGAUGGCUUCCUGUAUCUGUCACCAAGUAAAAUACAUCCUCAAUCAUUAUAAAAAAUAUUGUCUUAGAACAUGCAACCGCCCUCAUCAUUCCCAACGACCAGGAUGUCGUACCCUUGCCCCUGUCUUCUCUAAUGACCCUCGGUCUGUGCUAUUCCUGACCAUUCCCUCCCUACACCCUCCAGUUCCACCACCAUUUCUGACUCUGGUCGUCCUUUCUGGUCGCCCUUAUAACCGAAUGCCAUCUGUCUCUCCAUUGGCUUGGCCUGUUCCCCCUGACCUUCCCAACGCAUAUUCAUGAGGCUUCCUGCCGCCUUGUGUAUGCCUAUGCAGCUGCCUGUUCCUGUGUGUGAAGAGAGGGAGAGGGGGGCGACAAAGAGAGAGCGGUGAACAGAGAACAGAACAGCAGCCGGGCUGGAGGCUUCAGCCAUGUCAGUUUUCUCUACAACGCUGGACAGACGAUGAGAAGAGAGGAACCAUGGCCUUGUCACUGAGUGCAGAUGAAGAGGAUUAUGAAUCAGAAUCUGAACAGCAGCAUGCAGCCAACCGGCCAAAGCCCAAGAUGGGGACGUCAGCAGCCGUCAAGCUGCCGUCCAAUCGCAGUGCGUCUGGCGCCAGACGCAGGAGAACACGCUGCCGAAAGUGUGAGGCGUGCCUCCGAACCGAGUGUGGAGACUGUCACUUCUGUAAAGACAUGAAGAAGUUUGGAGGACCAGGGCGCAUGAAGCAGUCCUGUAUCAUGAGGCAGUGCAUUGCACCUGUCCUGCCCCACACGGCUGUGUGUGUUGUGUGUGGAGAAGCAGGUAAGGAGGACUCCCUGGAGGAAGAGGAGGACAAGUUCAAUAUCAUGCUCAUGGAGUGCUCCAUCUGCAGUGAGAUUGUUCACCCCAACUGCUUAAAGGUUAAAGAUGCGUCUGGCGUGGUGAAUGAUGAACUUCCCAACUGUUGGGAAUGUCCCAAAUGCAACUCAGCUGGGAAAACAGGAAAAGUCUGCAAGCAAAAAAGGGGACCAGGGUUCAAGUACGCGUCCAACCUCCCUGGCUCUCUGCUGAGGGAGCAGAAGGCGGUCAAGGAGGAGGGCGAGUCCACCUCUACGUCUACAGUCAAGAGGAAGCCUGAGAGGGAUGAGACUCCCAGACACAGACCUGAGGAAUGGGAGACCCUUCACAGACAACCCCCUGUCCUGACCCCCAGCACCCUGCCUCGGCCCAGACCUGAGGACAAACUGAGGAAGAAGAGAAAGCUCUUCGACGAUGACUACGAAGAGGACUUUGAUGUGAGGAAGAAGGGAAAGUCAGAUGGACAUCUGUUCAUUAAUCAGAUCAAGACUGAAGAGGAGGUAGAUGAAGAGGAGAAGGCCUCUCUGUACCGGCGAGGCCUGGAGAGGAGAGGGCGUUUAAGAGAUACUGAGGAGGAGGCAGAGGACGGGGAUGACGAGGACACAAAGACAAGCCUGCCCAGGCCUCCUCUCAAAACUUCUGUUCUAGACAGUGACCAGUCUCACUGCAGCUCUCCAUGGGCUGGCCCCAGUAGCGAGGGGGGCAGUGAACCCCAGGAGAAGGGCCCACGUCCCAAAGCGUGCCGCAAACGCCGAUUACCAAACAAAGAGCUGAGCAAAGAGCUGAGCAAAGCACUGAACCAGGAGAUCCAGAAGACCGAGGACUGCCUUGCCAAUGAGAACCGCCAGCCCCUGAAGGUGGAGCCAGAGAGUGAGAAUGAAGAGCCAAAGAGGAGCUUCCGCAAUGGCAGUGACCUAGGAGGGGAGCGGCCACACCUCUGGACCAAGGAAAUUAACGGCACUCCCUGGGAGCUGCGCCACUUCUACCCCAGCCAAAUCACCCCUCUGGGCUUCAACAGGAGCUCCCCUGGCACCCGGCCCCUGCCCCCACGCUCCCCACCCAAGUGUGUCCAAAUGGAGCGCCACGUCAUCCGGCCGCCCCCCAUCAGCCCCCCACCGGAUAGACUGCCCCUGGUGGACGGGAAAACCCACGCGGUGCAGCGAGAGGUCUGGGUGAAGAUCUUCGGACACGUCACACACAAGGAGCUGUGUGUCUGCAUGCGUGUCUGCAAGACAUGGAACCGAUGGUGCUGUGAUAAAAGACUGUGGACCAUAAUUGAUCUGAACCGCUGUAAAUCUAUCACUCCCCUUAUGCUGAGUGGCAUCAUCCGCAGACAGCCCCUCUCACUGGACCUCAGCUGGACCAACAUCUCCAAGAAGCAACUAAGCUGGCUUAUAAACCGCUUACCGGGUCUGCGGGUGUUGCUGCUCUCAGGUUGCUCAUGGGUGGCUGUGUCUGCCCUCUGCACCUCUAGCUGCCCUCUGCUGCGCACCCUUGAUGUGCAGUGGGUGGAGGGGCUCAAGGAUGCCCAGAUGAGGGACCUGCUCUCGCCUCCGACCGACAACAGACCAGGCCAGUUGGACAACCGCUGUAAGCUGAGGAACGUUGUGGACUUGCGUCUGGCCGGACUGGACAUCACAGACGCCUCUCUGCGUCUGAUUAUCAGACAUAUGCCGGUACUUUCACAACUGGACCUGAGCUACUGCAACCACGUCAACGACCAGUCGGUCAACCUGCUGACGGCCGCAGGGACCACAACCAGAGACUCCCUCACAGAGAUCAACCUGUCAGUUUGUAAUAGGGUGACAGACCAUUCCCUUACCUUCUUCAAGCGCUGUGGGAGCAUCUGUCACAUUGACCUACGCUACUGCAAACAGGUGACCAAGACGGCCUGUGAACAGUUCAUAGCAGAGAUGUCCGUGAGUGUACAGUUUGGCCUCAAAGAGGACAAAUUACUGCAGAAACUCGGCUAGUUCAUUGAGGGACACUUACACGGGCCAAAAUGUACACAACAUAAUAACUACCGUUUGCACUAAAUGGAGCAAGACAAGGUUUCCCCAUCAAGCCUGGACUGGUUGGUUUUGUAUGUUUAUUUCCUCUUCAUGGAGAAUAUACCGUGUUAGAUUUCUGAACGAACAAUGUCACAUGAGUCGAUGAGAGAAGCAGAGGUGUGUAAAUGGACUGGGCAGAUUUUUGCAUCGAUCUUUCUGGAUGUUGUAGAAUCCUUGUACUGAAAGGGGAAGAUGUAAAGCUACUGGACAGAAGGAGAUGGUGAAGGAAAACAUCCUGCGGGAGUGUUUCUUUUUGUGUUUGUAAAAACAAAAAUAUUUUAAAGGUUUGUUAUAUUGAAUUUGUUGGGGAAUUUUUCUAUUAUUUAGGUUUGUUUUAUACAACAAUUCAUUCAUUGGGCAAAACAUUUUUAAGUUAGUGAAAGUUUAUGUAUGCAGUACGAGAUACACUCCAGAUUUCAACCUAAUGAACAGACCCCAGAUGACAUGUCAUAGAACUGAAUAUUGACCUACAGUUCCUUUAUAUCAUUUUGCCUUGACACCGAUGGUAAUAUAUAUUUUUGGAUGCUGUGUUUUACCUGAUAUGUGCCAAUUUCUGAAGUUGACAUUACAGUUUAACGGUAGUUACUGACUUGGACUGGAUUUACUUUACAUAAAACAUGGAAAUAAGACCAUGAUAAAAUACAUGUUAUAAAAGUCUAAAGCUGCAAAAUGUAACUUUUGGGGUGACCUGACCAAUUUCACAUAGAAAUGUGAGUUAUAGACCUGUCAUUGAAAGCAAGUCUAAGAAGCGGUAGAGUUCAAUUCUUUCUAUGCUUCCCGUUCUUAAGUUUUGUUUUUGUCUUUUGCUUUCGGUUUUGUGCACCAGCCUUAAACAGCUGAAAAUACAAUAUUUUUGGUUAUGGAAAAUAUAUUUCACAGUGGUUUAGAUGGUAUUCUAGACUAUACUUGCUUAUUUUGUCACAAACUAAAAUUUGUGUGAACUAUUAGAAUUUUUGCAACCAGGAAAUGGCGGGGCGAUUUCUGCAUCUUUAAAUAAAUGUUGCACAAGUGAUUAAAUUAAUACAGCUUGAAAUUAAUCAGUCAAUCAAUAUUGACAUAAGGAAAGUUAGUCAAAUGUAUUUUUAAAUCUCUGUGAUACAUUUUGAAAUUUGUUUGAAACAGGAAAAUGCAAUCUCGUGUUUAACAUGUUUUAGCAAGAGCCCAUAAUGUGAGUGUGUAAAUUAAUUGAAUCCUUUUUCACCCAUGCAUACAAUAAGUGGCCUCCAGACUUGGUGUGCAGUACGUUUCUUUUGAAAGAGCAUUUGCUCAUCCAAUCAUUAAUUCCAAGAUUGACAGAUCUACUCAUUGUUUUAAAUUUUCUUUAUUUAUAUUUGAGUAAUCAUCCAUAAUCAUAUCUGUGGUUUUGUGCAAAUAAUAUAAUUGUCAUUAUUUAUGUGUUGUGAUUGUGGCAUACAAUGUCAAGUAAAUGCUAUUGGCCACACAGAUGCACAUGAUGUAGUUUUAUAUUUGUAAUGAUUGUCAUUAAAAGUAUAUUUCUCUGUAUAAAAUC